Messenger RNA from Rhagoletis zephyria (snowberry fruit fly), 321 nucleotides. The record is from RefSeq and is a predicted model, not a curated record. NCBI's taxonomy places the organism in Eukaryota, Metazoa, Arthropoda, Insecta, Diptera, Tephritidae.
AUGCUGGAGCUGCUGCGUUUCGAGAAGAAGCAGCUCCGUGGCAUUCUGGCGCUGCUGAAGAACGACAAGCUGAUCAAGUUCAAACUGAGGAUGGAGACGGACACGGCGGGCAAGACCUUCCGCCAGAACUACUACUACAUCAACUACCUCGUCUUCGUGAACGUGGUGAAGUACAAGCUGGACCACAUUCGCAAGAAGUUCGAGCUAAUUGACCGUGAUAACACCUCUCGAGCUUCCUUCAUCUGCUCCGAGUGUAACAAGUCCUUCACCGACCUGGAGGUGGACAUGCUCCUCGACAUCAACACCGGCGAGCUGAGGUAA